This is a messenger RNA of Paramuricea clavata, 2514 nucleotides long. The record is from the annotation of a GenBank genome assembly. NCBI's taxonomy places the organism in Eukaryota, Metazoa, Cnidaria, Anthozoa, Malacalcyonacea, Plexauridae.
GAAUAAUAGAAUAUGCCAAAUUAUAAACAAACAUCUGUAUUUCAAUGGAUUCCUUCACAUCGAUGUUGACAAUUUUUGCACUUUAUAUACUUUGUAUGAUCCACAUUUGCUCGGCGAGUUUCAACGGUAGAAGAAAUGUGCUUGUAUUUAUUGCAGAUGAUGGUGGAUUUGAAAUGCAAGUUUACAAUAACUCUGUGUGCCAAACACCAAACCUGAACGCACUGGCUGAACGAAGCGUGAUUUUUGAUCAUGCAUUUACAUCUGUGAGUAGCUGCUCUCCUAGCCGCUCAGCCAUCUUAACAGGUCAGAAUCAACCUGCAAAAUUGUCGUUUGUAUAGAUGUAUUACUAUAUUCUCUCAAAACCAUGUACAGUGCAGGUAUAUAGCAUAUCUAUGGUAUAUAUAGGCAUACAGCCAAAUCUGGUAGGAGGGGUGGUGUGGUGUGUGUGUGUGUGGGGCGGGGGGCUGUGGUCAUUGAGUUUUGGUCAUGGUUCAGGGUGCGACCGUUGACCAAUUGCGAACGAGCUACAGCAGCAAGGCACUAGUCUGUAGUCUUGCUAAUCUAAUUUUGCCUAUAUAUUUUGAUUGCCUCCCCCCCUUGCUCCCAGCUUUGUCAAAUUUAGAAAGGGUAGGGGUACACACCCUCUGUAUCUGUCUAGUUCAAAUUAAAAUUCUUCUUGGGUAUAGUGUGCCCCUGACUGGAAAGUUUGGCAAUUGCAUACCUGCAGAGAUUUCAAAUAACUUUGUUGAUACAGAUUUUAUGUAAAUUUACCUGCCAGUAUAUGUGCUCAUGAAUAUUAUUUUGAGUACCUUAACAUGCUUGAAUCAAUGGCCCCCAUCUUAAAUUGAAGAGAACCCCCAUUCCCAUGUGCCUCAAAGGUGUUACGCCAUUGGCUUGAAUUGUAGCUAGUAUGUAUAUGAUUGUUAAUUAAAUUGAUAUAAAACUUCAAACAAACUAAGUUUACCCAUUUUUACCCCACAAGAUUUUAUAUUCCUAAUAUAUAUGAAUAUAUUUUAUAUUCUAAACUGUUACAACCUACUUGUAAUGUCUUUGUCAAUCAGAUUUCUAUCAGAGACCCUAAGAAAGUGUUGGGAGUUUCCCCCCUUUGUCCCUCCCAAGUUCCCAACUAUCCACUGGACUUCCACCACUGCACAGAAAUUUCUCUGCUGCUUUUACUGCAACAAGCUCUCUCAUUUCCCUGAGCUAAUUAGUGGCAGUUGCUAGGGGAGGAAUUAAUCUACCAUGACAAAAGUUGGCAAACAAUGUCUGAACUAUUAACCCAAUGAGUGCCAGCACUCUCCCCUUGACAAGUAAAAUCGUCUGGUGUUAGACAGAAUAAAAUAAUUAAAGUGGGGCGCAAUGCUUAAUUGGUUAAGUUAUAUAAUUGUACCCUGGCUAAUACAUCUUACGGUACGUGACUUCUUUCUGACUUGCAUUAGACAGAAUAAAAUAUUAAUUAAUAAUUAAAAUUAUUAUAAUAAUUAUUUUAUUCUGUCUAAUGUAAGUCUAGACAAUUUUACUUGGGGGGGGGGGUGUGCUAGUGCUCAAUCAGUCAUUAGGCCAGGCACUUUAGGAUAACCAUUUUCUGCAAUUUUGUGUUUGACUGAUAAUCAAGAGUUUUCUUAUAUGCGCAAAUUUUUUAAAUUAAGUGAAAACUGACUUUGACAAAAUGCUUUCAACACAAAUUUAUAGAACUUACAAGACUAGUACUCAGUGUACCACUUACAGUACAGUUAGUAACUUAGUAUAUCUUCAUGUUCGCGAUGUUCCACACACAAUAUGGUUAGAGUUAAUCUUAGAUUGUGAUUGUGGUGAAAAUCAAAGACAAAUUAUUCAUUUGCAAAACAUGAGGAUGACACACUACCAAAAUGAGUGCAGAACUCUAGUACAAAAGCACCAUGUCAUUCACAUUCAGAGCUUGAAAUUAGAAAAUCUCUGCAGGAGAGUGGGGUGAUGUCAAUAAACUUGGUAUCUGGUGUCGUAAUCUCUUAAUAACACCUUAACAUUCACCCUAACCCCCGCAACGAAUGCCUGUGAGUUAGUCACACUAUUAUUCUUCUAGAUCUAGACUAUAACCAUCUGUUCAAAUAAAACUGACAAUGAAAACAAUAAUUUUUAAUUACUAUGAUUACUAAUCUUGUUUUCUUAAAGGUUUACCUCAACACCAAAAUGGAAUGUAUGGCUUGCACCACCAAGUACAUCAUUUUAAUUCAUUUGAUGCCGUCAAAAGCUUGCCCAAACUCUUGCAGGAUUCUGGCAUAAGAACAGGCAUUAUUGGCAAAAAACAUGUUGGACCAGAAAAAGUAAGCAGUGAUAGAAACUCAAUGAUGUCCCUCAAAUGCCCCGGUUAUAUUUUAAUUAAUUAUAACCAUGUUUAAUAUCGUAUAAAGCAGGGCCUUUUUAACAUAUAAGCAAAGCUCCCCCGGUCUCCAUUAAUCCUCCUUCCAUUAAUUAAAAGGCCCAAUCCACACGUAAGCGUACUGACUCGUUUGUUUCCACAAACAUUUUGUUGCG